This is a messenger RNA of Myxocyprinus asiaticus (Chinese sucker), 5034 nucleotides long. RefSeq names its product la-related protein 1B-like. The record is from RefSeq and is a predicted model, not a curated record. NCBI's taxonomy places the organism in Eukaryota, Metazoa, Chordata, Actinopteri, Cypriniformes, Catostomidae. Gene Ontology annotation, cellular component: cytoplasmic stress granule; cytosol. Gene Ontology annotation, biological process: mRNA stabilization; positive regulation of translation. The coding region runs from base 344 to 3610 and encodes 1088 amino acids. The transcript is spliced from 18 exons. Gene Ontology annotation, molecular function: RNA cap binding.
CGUAGUAUUUCCUUUUAUUUAGGUGAGCUGCUGAUCAGUCAAAUCGCAUAGUGGCUUGAAAACAUUGGCAAAGUUUCUAUUUCUUUUGUUGACGUUAUUAUUAUAAUUAUCAGAUGGUGUGAUUGCACGACAUGGCUUCUUUAAGAGACCGAGCAUUUUGACAUUUAAGAAGGAAAAAGUCCGAUGUAGCUCUCCGCCGUGUUUCAAGCUGCUGCCUGUCAACUUGCGCUCGAGCUGCAACAGCUUUGACCGAAUCGCUCUCUUUAUUAGGACUGGGGAAAUAACUUUUACGGGACAAGUGAAGAAAAACAUAGCCGCGUGUGGGCGUUUGCUCUUUUGAACCAUGUCCACCGAGGUUGCGAGCGAGUUGGACGUGACAUUCAGUAGUUUGGACGAAGGGAACCAAAACAAGUCAGACGCAGACGGACCCAAGAAACCCGAUCGAGCGAGCCACGAGGAGGGGCAGCAGGAUCCUCCUCAAGUCGACUCGAAACAUCAAAAACACGGGGUCAUGGACGGCAAAGUUGAUGGCCUGAACACGGACAGCACGAAUGACAAGGAGAACGAGCAGAAUGCAUCAAGCCACAAAGCCACAGACACUGCCAAGAAAGUGAUGGAGGCUCCUCCACCGAAAGUGAACCCGUGGACGAAGAAAACCUGCCCUCCCAAUAAUGCCACCAACAGCUCCAUACAAACAGAUCCCCAGAGUCCUGCCAAAGUUGUCCGUGCCAGCAAACCCAGGUCCAGAAAGACCAGCAAGUCUGGUGACUUCAGUGACAUCACAAACUGGCCCACCCCAGGAGAACUCGCCAAUAAAGAGCAGCAUCAGAAUGUGAUAAACGCACAGGGGAGGAAGGGUACGUUUGGAUGGAGGGAAAGAAAGAAGGAUCACGGAGGAGAGAAGAGAGAGAAGGAGAGCGGAAGUGAUGGGAGUGACAGUAAGGAGAACAAGGAGGCGAAUUCAUAUCCAAUCACAGGACUUUCAAACAAGCAGGAAGCAGAAGAUGGAGAGGAGAUGCAAAGAGGUGUCCCCCGCAGGAGAGGAGGCUGGCGACGGGAGAGAGAGUUCUUUGAUGACACAGCAAGUAUUCGCAGCGAGGGCAGCAAUGUCCGUGGAGGCCCAAGGGGCAGGGGGAAAGGUCGCGGCCGGGGCAGAGGUCGUGGGCGAGGUCGCUAUGACUACUCCCACAGUUACCGGGACUCUUUCCAGGAUGGGGCCACGGUUCCAGCCGAAUUCGGCAGUAACAUGGUCUAUUACUAUGAUGACGGUAAUCGCGUGCAGAUGUAUACUAUCGAGGAGAAGUUGCUUAAAGAAUACAUCAAACGGCAAAUUGAAUACUACUUCAGUCUCCCAAACCUGGAGCGAGACUUCUUUCUGCGGAGGAAAAUGGAUUCCAAAGGCUUCCUGCCCAUCUCUCUCAUCGCCAGUUUCCACAGAGUUCAGGCCCUCACCACUGAUAUCAGCCUCAUUAAGGAGGCAGUGAAGAACAGUGAAGUUGUGGAGCUGGUUGAUGAUCAGAUUCGUAGGAAAGUGGAGCCGGAGCAUUGGCCCAUUCCGGGCCCCCCUCUGGACUCCCUGCGCACAGAUUUUUCCCAACUCAUUAACUGCCCAGAGUUUGUCCCAGGACAGAUGUUUACCUCUCUCAGCACAGUGUCAUCCUCCCCAGUCAGUCAGCACAUGGAUGAACCCACUGUUGUGAACGGCCAAUUAAGCGAUGCCACUGACAUUGACACAGCCAAACCUCAGUCCAAAGAAUCCUCUCCCUCAGAGUCAAACAGUAACUCUAGCAAUGAUGUGUAUUCCCCAAAAGAGCGCUCCAGCAGUCUGUCUGAUCCAGACGGCCAGCCGUGGAUACAGGUGGAGAAACGACACAGAAACUCUUCUGGAAAAAUCAAGGAGCGCUCCGAAUUGGUUCAGUCCAGCCCAAAGCAGCAGCCUGAGGCAAACCAGGAGGAACUGGAUUUCCUGUUCGACGAGGAAAUGGAACGCCUCACAGCACCUCGCAAGAACACAUUCACCGAUUGGUCAGAUGACGAUUCUGAUGAUGAACUUGACGACCGAGACGUAAACAAGAUCCUUAUCGUAACUCAGACCCCCCCUCACCUGCGGAAACACCCUGGAGGUGAUAGGACAGGGAAUCACGUGUCUCGUGCCAAAAUUACAGCUGACCUUGCCAAAGCUAUUAACGACGGAUUGUUCUACUAUGAACAGGAUCUUUGGACAGAGGAAGAAGGACAGCAAGAUUGUACCAAUGCCAAGGAAGUGGAGAACUUUAAAAAAAUCAACGUGAUCAGCCAAGACGAGUUCGAAACUCUGACGCCAAAACUGCCCAUUGACCACAACCAAGAAGUCCCACCCCCUCCACCAUGCCAGUCAGAUGAGUCUAGCAUGGCUCAUUCUCUACCUACGGACGUCCCAGAAUCUUCCAGCGUGCCCCGUACCCCUCGUACCCCACGCACCCCUGGCAGACAGGACCCCACCAAAACCCCACGUUUCUACCCUGUUAUAAAAGACAGCGGCAACCUUGAUGGAAAAACCCCCAGAAAGAGGAAAACUCGUCACAGUUCGAAUCCUCCGCUAGAGUGCCAUGUAGGUUGGGUGAUGGACUCACGGGAGCACAGACCUCGCACUUCCUCCAUCAGUAGCUCUAAUGCGUCGCCAUCAGAAGGAGCCCCGGUAUUGUCGGGCAGUUACGGCUGUACCCCUCAGUCGCUGCCCAAGUUCUGGCACCCAUCCCAUGAGCUUUUAAAAGAAAAUGGCUUCACUCAGCAAGUUUACCACAAAUACCGCCGUCGCUGCCUCAAUGAGAGGAAGCGAUUAGGUGUCGGUCAGUCUCAGGAGAUGAACACCCUCUUCAGAUUCUGGUCCUUCUUCCUUAGAGACAACUUCAACAGGAAAAUGUACGAGGAGUUCAAGCAGUUUGCCUUGGAUGAUGCCAAGGAGAACUACAGGUAUGGACUGGAGUGUCUGUUCCGGUACUACAGCUAUGGACUGGAACGGAGGUUCAGACCCGACAUCUUUAAAGACUUCCAGGAGGAGACUAUACUUGACUAUGAGAAAGGUCAGCUAUAUGGACUGGAGAAAUUCUGGGCUUUCUUGAAAUACUCUCAGAUGAAGAAUCAGCCUAUUGACCCCAAACUUCAAGAUUACCUCAACAAAUUCAAGAGUGUUGAUGAUUUCAGAGUAGAUCCACCGAUGGGAGAGGAAGGAGUGAGAAGGAAAGCACACUCGUCUUCCGCAGGAGACGAGCCAAAACGUAGACGACACAACUCUUCCUCCUCAUCAUCAUCAAAGCAGACCCCAGUUACCAAGACAUCCUCAGACAAUCAACCUGCUGCUGGAGGGGUGGCAAAAACAACCUCAAGUGAUCAUACCGCUGCCUUAACCACAACGAAAACCAGCACAGCCAAUCAAACGUCAACUGCUGGGCCAGCCAAGGCAGCCUCAGCCAAUCAGAAGGCAACCUCUUCGACCACCAAGAGCAGCACAGCUAAUGAUACUACAAAAGCUGCACCGAAAGAGAAUGUGAAAAAGAAUACCUCAUCAGAUGUUCGCAAAAGAGAGGCUGCAACUAGUAAAAACAAAGAUAGCCAACGGCCAAAAAAAUGAAGCCCUUAACUACACUAUACAGUAUUUGAGUGAUUGUAACUAGAGCUGUGAAAGGAUUUUCAGUGCUGGAUCAGUCUUACUUUUUACACCGUAACCUUGGAAUUGAGCCAGUCAAACCGUUAGAGCAAAGAGCAACUGUCAGACCGUUGUAUUCACAAACUGAAGAGUACACCAGAAUCUGUUUUGGUGUUGUACAAGACUCUUCUGGAUAGGUUAACUUCUAUAAUAUCUUUCAUUUUAGUUUUUUGUUCUUUCGUUUGUUUUUACCCGCAGUUCGUAGUUUCAUCAGUGCGCAUGGUGAACAUGUUCAGUUUACAGAAGAUGCAUUCCUACAUCGAAUGCAGUUUUUAUCUCUUUUUAAAAUUAGUUUUACCUUUUCGAAUGCCUUACAUUUAAAAAGCAACCAAACAUAUGUAUAUUUUACAACGCUGUCAACAUUCAUAAUUAUUAGUCUUUUGGUUUUUAUCUCUAUUGUGUAAGUAUUUUUAAUUUGCGCAUGUACCUGUCCUGGGCAGCACAUCUGACAACAGCACGUAUAAUUUGACUUCAUCAAACAGACAAACCAAAACUCUAACUUGAAUUGAGGUUGACACAAUAUAACACACUAUAUAGACUAUUGCAUUUUUGCUCUUUUAGCUUGUGUAGAAAAAAUGACAGUGAUGGAAUACUAAGUUCUUUAUGCUUUUAUGAUUAGCUGAGUGUUUGAGCUGAAGAUCGGAGGAGUACGUAGAUAUCGAGCCAAAGUGGUGAGGGAUUGUAGCAGAAAAUUGUUAACAUCAUCAGGAGCUUCAAGAUGUUCCUACUUUUAAACAAACAUUGUGCCGUUCACUUCACAGAGGCGGUGAUCUCAAAGACACCAUGUCUGCUGAUUAGGUGCAGAGAAAACGUCAUCUUGACUUAAAUUGGAAUAUGUCGGUGUACUUGAAAUGUUAUCUCUUUGAAAGGAAUUUCUUUUAAAAAAAUUUAAUUCUAUUGGAGUUUAAUUUAUUGUUUCCUCUCUUUUGAAAGCUUAAUUGAUUAUAAUUUUUUUUAUUGAUAUUACUGAGAGUGUAGAUGACUGCAAAUGUGGUGGCUUGGAGAAUAAGUUUAUUUACAUUCUAUCUUUAUUUCCAAGUUGGAUUUUGGCUGAUAACAUUAAAUCAGUGUUCUUUUUAUCACUUACAAUCAUUAAUCAGACACUGAAUUGAUGUCUUGAUUGUAUCAUAUUUGCUUAAGAAAACUGUACAUAAAAAAAAAAAUUGUCUUAUUUCAAUCAAUCCAUUUUUAUUGAUUCAUUUUAUUGUGAUAUUCUUGUUUGUGUGCUCUUGUGUGUUGGUAUGCAUGUCGGUUUAAAAAAUAUUUCUUUCCCCAUAAAAUGUAAAAAAAAUAUAAAAUAUAUUAAAAUCGCUUUAUAAAACCCCCCACAAUUUGUGCUGUAAUUCAUG